CUCGUCUCAUAGUGUAAUACGCAAAUUCCUAUCCAGAACCGUCUCUCUUGUAUCAGUUCCUCUUCAUAGAGUACCAAGUCCAUCCAAAAUCAAUGGCAUACACACGGCACCGAAGCGAGGAUCCUCAGAAGUUCAACAAUGGCGUCUAUUCACCUUCAUCACCAUCUUCCCUCUGCAUCUAUCUCCCUUCCCAAAGCCAAAGCUUCACCGCCCCUUUGCGCACCACCACUCUCCGUCUCCGCAUCAUCUCGCUUCUCUCCGCCAUCAUUUCCGACAAUAAACCUAAAUUUAACUGGUUUCACCAACUGGCUUCUCCAUUUUCCUCCAAAAUCUUUCAGUUUCGCGCUCUCUGGUGCUCUUGCGCUCGGAAUAGCUCUCUCUGGAGUUGGAUUUGCGGACGCCAAAGUUGGGGUUAACAAACCAGAACUGCUUCCUAAGGAGUUCACCUCUGUCAUUGAUGUCGCCGGGUUUCUAUCUGAUGGCCAGGAAGUUAGGCUCAAACAAGAAAUAGCCGAGAUUGAGAAGGAUACUGGAUAUAAAUUGCGAGUUUUGGCGCAAAAUUAUCCUGUGACACCAGGGCUGGCAGUCAAAGAUUUUUGGCAAGUGGAUGAUAGAACAAUCGUGUUUGUUGCCGAUCCUACAUUUGGUAACAUAUUGAACUUCAACGUCGGAGCGACUGUGGAUUUGGACAUUCCACGGAGCUUUUGGAGCCGUUUGGCCGGGAAAUACGGAAACAUAUUUUACUGGAAAGAGAAGGGUGAAGAUACAUCUAUUGAAUCAGCUGUCAUGGCUAUAUCUAAUUGCUUGAGAGAACCAGUCGGCCCAAAUAACUGUUCCGAGAUAAAGUAACAGCAUCGAACAAUUGUGUACGUAUGUCGAACUAGAUUUGGAUGUUCUGACAGUGAUACAUAAUAUAUAGCCAAUUUUCAUGUCUUAAAUGAAAUCCUGUUCUUUUCCUCAGUCAAGAACAUGGUGUAAGUCUAUUACUUGAAAACACUGGGAGUAGUGAUAAAAAAAAGGUUUGAAGGAAUUUGAUUAAUUGUGUAGACAUUUGUAUCU
Molecule: messenger RNA, 1059 nt
Organism: Momordica charantia (bitter melon)
Lineage: Eukaryota; Viridiplantae; Streptophyta; Magnoliopsida; Cucurbitales; Cucurbitaceae
Product: thylakoid lumen 15.0 kDa protein
Source: RefSeq, a predicted model, not a curated record